This is a messenger RNA of Dictyostelium purpureum, 895 nucleotides long. RefSeq lists its product as uncharacterized. Gene Ontology annotation, cellular component: cytoplasm. Gene Ontology annotation, molecular function: phosphatidylcholine binding; phosphatidylinositol transfer activity; phosphatidylcholine intramembrane carrier activity. The record is from RefSeq and is a predicted model, not a curated record. The transcript has 6 exons. Gene Ontology annotation, biological process: phospholipid transport. The coding region runs from base 14 to 796 and encodes 260 amino acids. Lineage: Eukaryota; Evosea; Eumycetozoa; Dictyosteliales; Dictyosteliaceae.
AUAUACUUUUAAAAUGUUAAUAAAAGAAUAUAGGAUGACAUUGCCAUUAACAGUUGAGGAAUAUCAAAUUGCUCAAUUAUACAUGGUUGCAAAAAAGAGUAAAGAGAGUACAAAAGAUGGUGAAGGUAUUGAAAUUAUUAAAAAUGAACCAUUCGAUAAUGAAAAAGGCAAGGGUCAAUACACUGAAAAAAUCAUUUAUCUUGCCAAUUCAAUUCCAAGAUUCGCUGCUGCAAUUCUUCCAGCCAGUGCAUUACAAGUAGAAGAAAAGGCCUGGAAUGCAUACCCAUAUUGUAAAACUGUUUAUAGUUGUCCAUUUUUUGGUGAAAAACUAGCUUUAUCAAUAGAAUCAAUGCAUUUACCAGGUAGAGGAGAAAUUGAAAAUGCUUUAAAUUGCGAUAAAGAUACUUUACAAAAAAGAGAAGUAGAUUUUAUAGAUAUUGCAUUCGAUCCAGUAGAUCCAAAAGAUUAUAUACCAACUGAAGAUCCUCAAACUUUUAAAUCUACAAAAACAAAUAGAGGACCCUUAAAUGAAAAAAAUUGGAGGGAAAAAGUUGAACCUGUUAUGACAUGUUAUAAAUUAGUUCAUGUCGAAUUUAGAUAUUGGGGUUUCCAAACCAAAGUUGAAAGCGUAAUUCAAAAAACAGGUGUAAGAGAUGUUUUACUAAAAGCACAUAGAGCAUUAUUUUGUUGGAUUGAUGAAUGGAUAGGAUUAUCAAUGAAAGAUAUUAGAGAUAUUGAAGAGCAAACAAAAUUGGAUUUAAAAAAGAAAUUAGAAGAAAAUCAAAACACCAAAUAAAACAACCUUAAAAUCAAUAUAUUAUACAGUUAAAAAAUAUACAUUUAAAUAAAUAAUAUUAUUUAUAGUAACAUAUAAUAUUUUUUUUUUUUAUAAAUC